AUGAAGAAUGCGGAUGAUGAAGAGGGAGCUCAAAACACAGGCACCAACCUGUUUGUAACUGGGAUCCAUCCCCGUCUGAGUGAAGCAGACGUGACUCGUCUCUUUGAGAAAUAUGGUGAGGUGGAAAACUGCUCUAUCAUGCUUGAUCCUCACACCAAGGAGUCGCGUGGGUUCGGGUUUGUGAACAUGGCUACUCCUGACCAGGCAGAAGCGGCCAGAGAGGGUCUACAGGGCGAGUCUCACCCUAAGUUUUCUACAAUUGAUAAGAGAGAUUUUGCUAAAUAA
This is a messenger RNA of Trichophyton benhamiae CBS 112371, 285 nucleotides long. RefSeq lists its product as uncharacterized. Gene Ontology annotation, biological process: positive regulation of mRNA splicing, via spliceosome. The coding region runs from base 1 to 285 and encodes 94 amino acids. Gene Ontology annotation, molecular function: RNA binding. The record is from RefSeq and is a predicted model, not a curated record. The transcript has 2 exons. Gene Ontology annotation, cellular component: spliceosomal complex. Lineage: Eukaryota; Fungi; Ascomycota; Eurotiomycetes; Onygenales; Arthrodermataceae.